Molecule: messenger RNA, 1056 nt
Organism: Auxenochlorella protothecoides
Lineage: Eukaryota; Viridiplantae; Chlorophyta; Trebouxiophyceae; Chlorellales; Chlorellaceae
Product: Solute carrier family 35 member E3
Exons: 4
Coding region: 1-1056 (351 amino acids)
Cellular component (GO): Golgi apparatus
Molecular function (GO): antiporter activity
Source: RefSeq, a predicted model, not a curated record
AUGGCCACCCUUGUUGCACCGGUGGCCUAUGGUCUACUCAAUGUAGUAUCGGCCACUGGCAUUGUAUUUGCGAACAAAGCAGUGUUCAGCGUCGUCAAAUUCAGCUUCACGUAUGCCCUGACUUUCAUACACACGCUCUUCACGCUGGCGGGCAUGCACGUCUUCCUCAGGUUUGGGAUAUUCGAGCGGAAGACAGUGCCACGGCGCAAGAUGCUCCCCCUGGCGGCCGCCUACGUCGGCUACAUCGUGCUGUGCAACCUGAACCUGAACCUUAACCCAGUGGGGUUCUACCAGAUCACCAAGAUCGCGGUGGCCCCCGCCGUCCUCGCCAUCGAGGCGGUAGCCUACGGCAAGCGGGCCAGCCCCGCCGUCGGCGGCGCGGUGGCCCUGGUCUGCGCGGGCGUGGGCCUGGCCACCGUCACCGACCCUCAGAUCGCCAGCAACGCGGCCGGCCUGGGUGCGGGCUUCGGCUCCGUGGCCGCCACCGCCAUGUACCAGAUCUGGGCCGGGGUCAAGCAGAAGGAGCUGGGCCUGGGGUCCAUGCAGCUGCUGCACCAGUAUGUGCCGCUGGCCGCCGCCAUGCUGGGCGGCCUGGUGCUGCUGCUGGAGCCUGUGGGGCUGCUGGCGCCGGGGCCGGGCACGCUGCUCGGCUUCCACUACACGCCGGGCGGCCUGGCCACCAUCGCCGUGUCGGCCGCGCUGGGGCUGCUGGUCAACCUCUCCACCUUCCUGGUUAUCGGCGCCACCAGCAGCCUGACCUACAAUGUGGUGGGCCACGUCAAGACCGUGCUCAUCCUGUCGGGCGGCGUCGCCUUCUUCGGCGACGUCAUGCCCGCCAAGAAGAUGGCCGGCAUCGGCGUCGCCAUGCUCGGCAUCAUCUGGUACUCCCACAUCAAGUUGAGAGAGGCCAAGAUGACCGCCAGCGCAAAGCUGCAGCUCCCCACGGCCACCCUGGCCACCAACCGUCUGGGUGAGCGGGCGGGGGUGUUGUCCUCGGUCGACCUGGUCAAGCGCCGGCAGCUGUCGGCGUCGCCGGAGCCAGCCGGCAAGGUCUGA